AUGCCCGAGAUCGCAGAAGUUGCGCGCGUUGUUAGCUUCUUGAAGAAACAUGCAGUCGGAAAAACUAUCGAGGCCGUCAAGGCACAGGAGGACAACAUCAUCUUUGGAAAGGUCGGCACUUCAGCGACCGCAUUCAAGGAGGCCAUGACCGGCAAGAAGAUAGUUGAUGCGCGCCAGCAAGGAAAAUACUUUUGGCUGGUCAUGGACUCGCCGCCACAUCCUUUGAUGCACCUUGGAAUGGCCGGCUGGAUGAAAUUCAGCAACGAUGAAUCAGCAUACUAUCGCCCAACAAAGCCCGAAGAAGCAGAAUGGCCACCAAAGUACUGGAAGUUCAUCUUGCAAUUGAAAGACUCCAAAAACGAAGUCGCGUUGGUGGAUGCAAGGCGACUUGCUCGUGUCAGAUUAGUCGAUGCUGCUGCCGAAGAUAUGAGGAAGACUACACCACUAAAAGAGAACGGGCCGGAUCCUGUCAUCGACAAAGACAUUUUGACAGUGGAUUGGCUGAGUAAGAAACUACGGAGCAAGAAGGUGCCUGUGAAAGCAUUGCUUCUUGAUCAAGCGAACAUCUCGGGUAUAGGAAACUGGGUUGGUGACGAGGUCAUGUACCAGGCUCGUCUACAUCCGGAGCAAUACAGCAACACCUUUAGCGACGAGCAGAUAAAACGGCUGCACGAUGCUAUCAUGUACGUCUGCGAUACCGCGGUAGAGGCCAACGGGGACUCAGAUGCCUUUCCCAAAGACUGGUUGAUGAAGCACAGGUGGGGCAAAGGCAAAAAGGAAGCACAGAAGCUCCCCACUGGAGAGAAGAUUACGUUCCUCAAGGUUGGUGGGCGAACUUCGGCUAUCGUACCAAGUGUCCAGAAGAAGACAGCAGCUGUUGCUGGUGACGUAUCUGAAAGCGCAGGUGAAGAGGAUGCAGAAGAGGAGGCGAAGCCUAAAAAGGGCGGCAAGAGGAAGGCAGAGCCUGUGGAGGGGGAAGACGACGAACCCAAGGAGGCACCAGCCAAGCCAAAGCGAGGGCGCAAGAGUGCGAAGGAGCAAGUCAAGGAAGAGAUUAAGGAAGAAUCGUCCAACGAAGCAGAAGAGGUCCCAGCCAAGGCCAAGCGAGGACGCAAGAAUGCCAAAGAGGAGGCGAAAGAUAAGACUGUCGAUGCUACGAAGGAGAAGCUACCAGCAAGAACGAAGCCUAGCAGCAAGAAGGCAAAAGCAGAUGUCAAAGAGGUCGACGAGGCAGUCGAUGAGGAAGCAGCUGAUGUAGCGGAGGACACGCAGCCAACGAAGAAACGCAAGACUGCUACGAACGGCACCGCAAAGAAGACCAAGGCUACCGCUAAAGAAGUGACCAAAGGCGAGGAGACGAGUGAAAAGCGGCGAUCUGGACGUCUGUCAAAGUAA
Alternaria postmessia is the source of this 1395-nucleotide messenger RNA. RefSeq lists its product as uncharacterized. Gene Ontology annotation, biological process: base-excision repair. Lineage: Eukaryota; Fungi; Ascomycota; Dothideomycetes; Pleosporales; Pleosporaceae. The transcript has 6 exons. Gene Ontology annotation, molecular function: DNA-(apurinic or apyrimidinic site) endonuclease activity; DNA N-glycosylase activity; damaged DNA binding. Bases 1 to 1395 code for a protein of 464 amino acids. Gene Ontology annotation, cellular component: nucleus. The record is from RefSeq and is a predicted model, not a curated record.